Molecule: messenger RNA, 11833 nt
Organism: Protopterus annectens (West African lungfish)
Lineage: Eukaryota; Metazoa; Chordata; Ceratodontiformes; Protopteridae
Product: mucin-19-like
Exons: 47
Coding region: 1-11514 (3837 amino acids)
Molecular function (GO): protein binding
Source: RefSeq, a predicted model, not a curated record
AUGAGACCAACACCUGUAACUAACUUUGUUGUGGUCAGUGUUACAUCCUCGUCAAUAUUCGUAUCAUGGACUGCAGUACCAGGUGACCAGAUUAGCUAUAGGUUACAAGCUGUAGGACCUACUAAUUCAACUAUAACAACAUCUGCAACAAGUUACAAGAUGACAGGACUUGUUUCUGCAUCACAGUACAACCUCAGCAUCUUAGCGAUAGCAGCAGACAAUGCAACCAUUUCAGAUGUGACUUCUAUCAUUAGAUAUACAUCACCUAGUGAUGUAACCCAACCAUCUGUUGUCAAUGUCACAGCUACAUCUGUGUUUGUGUCAUGGGGAACUCCUCCUGGUAAUCAGAUUUCCUACAGAAUACAAAUUACAGGGCCUCCAUCAUCAUCUCUGACAGUCACCACUCCUUAUGUCAGCUUGCCGGGACUGAACCCUGGCAGUGCCUACACCUUCGCGAUCACACCUGUAGCUGCAGACAAUGUAACACUGGGGAAUCCAGUCACUUUGUCCAUAUUUACAAAACCAGUACCUGUCAGCAGCCUGACUGUCCUCUCUGCUACAACCUCUUCGAUCUCCUUAUCAUGGGGUGCAGUACAAGGCAGUCAGAUUACAUACAGACUACAGGCUGUGGGACCAUCUAAUUCAUCCACUACAGUAUCGGCAACAAGUACCACUUUGUCAGGACUUGUUUCUGGUUCCAGGUAUAACAUCAGCAUCAUAGCAGUCGCUGCAGACAACAUAACAUCGUCAGAUGCAACUUCUACUACUAGAUAUACAAGACCCACAUCUGUAACUAACUUUGCUGUGGUCAGUUCUACAUCCUCAUCAAUAUACUUAUUAUGGACUGGAGUACAAGGUGACCAGAUUAGCUAUAGGUUACAAGCUGUAGGACCUACUAAUUCAACUAUAACAACAUCUGCAACAAGUUACAACAUGACAGGACUUGUUUCUGCAUCACAGUACAACCUCAGCAUCUUAUCAGUUGAUGCAGACAAUUCAACAGUUUCAGAUGUCACUUCUAUCAGUGGAUUUACUUCACCUGGCGAUAUACCCCAGCCUUCAGUUGUCAAUGCCACGGCUACUUCUGUGUUUGUAUCAUGGGGAACACCUCCUGGUAAUCAGAUUUCCUACAGAAUUCAGGUUAUAGGGCCUCCAUCAUCAUCUCUGACAGUCAACACUCCUUAUGUCAGCUUGUCGGGACUGAACCCUGGCAGUGCCUACACCAUCACAUUGACUCCGGUAGCUGCAGACAAUGUAACACUGGGGAAUCCAGUCACCUUUUCUGUAUAUACAAAACCAGUACCUGUCACUAGCCUAAAUGUCACCUCUGCUACAACCUCUUCGAUCUCCUUAUCAUGGUCUGCAGUACAAGGCAUCCAAAUUACAUACCGACUACAGGCUGUGGGACCAUCUAAUUCAUCCACUACAGUAUCAACAACAAGUGCUACUUUGUCAGGACUUGUUUCUGGCUCCAAGUACAACAUCAGCAUCAUAGCAGUCGCUGCAGAUAACGUAACCUCAUCAGAUGCUGCUUCUGCUACUGGAUAUACAAAACCAGCACCAGUAACUAACUUUGUUGUUGUUAAUGCUACAUCCUCAAUAAUAUACUUAUCAUGGGCUGCGGUACCAGGUGACCAGAUUAGAUAUAGGAUCCAAGCUGUAGGACCUAUUAAUUCAACUAUAACAACAUCUGCAACAAGUUACAACAUGACAGGACUUGCUUCUGCAAUGCAGUACAACCUCAGUAUCAUUGCAAUAGAUGCAGACAAUUCAACUGUUUCAGAUGUCACUUCCAUUGUUGGCUAUACAUCACCUGGUGAUGUAACCCAGCCAUCUGUUGUCAAUGCCACGGCUACAUCUGUGUUUGUAUCAUGGGGAACUCCACCUGGUAAUCAGAUUUCCUACAGACUACAGGUUACAGGGCCUCCAUCAUCAUCUCUGACAGUCACCACUCCUUAUGUCAGCUUGUCGGGACUGAACCCUGGCAGUGCUUACACCAUCACGAUCACACCUGUAGCUGCAGACAAUGUAACACAGGGGAAUCCAGCCACUUUGUUUGUAUUUACAAAACCAGUACCUGUCAUCAGCCUAACUGUCACCUCUGCUACAACCUCUUCGAUCUCCUUAUCAUGGGGUGCAGUACAAGGUAGCCAGAUUACAUACAGACUGCAGGCUGUGGGGCCAUCUAAUGCAUCCACUACAGUAUCAACAACAAGUGCCACUUUGUCAGGACUUGUUUCUGGUUCCAGGUACAACAUCAGCAUCGUGGCAGUAGCUGCAGACAAUGUAACAUCAUCAGAUGCUGCUUCUGCUACUGGAUACACAAGACCAGCAACAGUAACUAACUUUGCUGUUGUCAAUGCUACAUCCUCAACAAUAUACUUAUCAUGGACCGCAGUACCAGGUGACCAGAUUAGUUACAGGAUACAGACUGCAGGGCCUUCUAGUUCAAAUAUCACAACAUCUGCAACACGUAUCAGCAUGACAGGACUUGUUUCUGCAUCACAGUACAACUUCAGCAUUUUAGCUGUUGCUGCAGACAGCUCAACAGUUUCAGACGUAACUUCCAUCACUGGAUACACAUCACCUGGUGAUAUAACCCAACCAUCUGUUGUCAAUGCCACGGCUACAUCUGUGUUUAUAUCAUGGGGAACCCCUCCUGGUAAUCAGAUUUCCUACAGAAUACAGGUUACAGGGGCUCCAUCAUCAUCUCUGACGGUCACCACUCCUUCAGUCAGCUUGUCGGGACUGAACUCUGGCAGUGCCUACGCCAUCACGAUCACUCCUGUUGCUGCAGACAAUGUAACACUGGGGAAUCCAGCCACUUUGUCCAUAUUUACAAAACCAGUAGCUGUCACCAGCCUAAAUGUCACCUCUGCUACAACCUCUUCGAUCUCCUUAUCAUGGGCUGCAGUACAAGGCAGCCAGAUUACAUACAGACUACAGGCUGUGGGACCAUCUAAUUCAUCCACUACAGUAUCAACAACAAGUACCACUUUAUUAGGACUUGUUUCUGGCUCCAAGUACAACAUCAGCAUCACAGCAGUCGCUGCAGAUAACGUAACCUCAUCAGAUGCUGCUUCUGCUACUGGAUAUACAAGACCGGCACCGGUAACUAACUUUGUUGUUGUCAAUGCUACAUCCUCAACAAUAUACUUAUCAUGGACUGCAGUACCAGGUGACCAAAUUAGUUACAAGAUACAGACUGCAGGGCCUUCUAGUUCAAAUAUCACAACAUCUGCAACACGUAUCAGCAUGACAGGACUUGUUUCUGCAUCACAGUACAACUUCAGCAUUUUAGCUGUUGCUGCAGACAAUUCAACAGUUUCAGAUGUAACAUUUGUCACUGGAUACACAUCACCUGGUGAUGUAACCCAACCAUCUGUUGUCAAUGCAACGGCUACAUCUGUAUUUGUAUCAUGGGGAACACCUCCUGGUAAUCAGAUUUCCUACAGAAUACAAGUUACAGGGCCUCCAUCAUCAUAUCUGACAGUCACCACUCCUUAUGUCAGCUUGUCUGGACUGAACCCUAGCAGUGCCUACAUCAUCACGAUCACACCUGUAGCUGCAGACAAUGUAACACUGGGGAAUCCAGUCAUUUUGUCCAUAUUUACAAAACCAGUAGCUGUCACCAGCCUAAAUGUCACCUCUGCUACAACCUCUUCGAUCUCCUUAUCAUGGGGUGCAGUACAAGGCAGCCAGAUUACAUACAGACUACAGGCUGUGGGGCCAUCUAAUUCAUCCACUACAGUAUCAACAACAAGCACCACUUUGUCAGGACUUGUUUCUGGUUCCAGGUAUAACAUCAGCAUCAUAGCAGUGGCUGCAGACAACGUAACAUCAUCAGAUGCUGCUUCAGCUACUGCAUAUACAAGACCAGCACCAGUAACUAACUUUGUUGUUGUCAAUGCUACAUCCUCAACAAUAUACUUAUCAUGGACUGCAGUACCAGGUGACCAGAUUAGUUACAGGAUACAGACUGCAGGGCCUUUUAGUUCCAAUAUCACAACAUCUGCAACACGUAUCAGCAUGACAGGACUUGUUUCUGCAUCCCAGUACAACUUCAGCAUUUUAGCUGUUGCUGCAGACAAUUCAACAGUUUCAGAUGUAACUUCCGUCACUGGAUACACAUCACCUGGUGAUGUAAUUCGACCAUCUGUUGUUAAUGCCACGGCUACAUCUGUGUUUGUAUCAUGGGGAACACCUCCUGGUAAUCAGAUUUCCUACAGAAUACAGGUUACAGGGCCUCCAUCAUCAUCUCUGACAGUCACCACUCCUUAUGUCAGCUUGCCGGGACUGAACCCUGGCAGUGCCUACACCAUCUCGAUCUCACCUGUAGCUGCAGACAACAUAACACUUGGGAAUCCAGCCACUUUGUCCAUAUUUACAAAACCAGUACCUGUCACCAGCCUAAAUGUCACCUCUGCUACAACCUCUUCGAUCUCCUUAUCAUGGGGUGCAGUACAAGGCAGCCAGAUAACAUACAGACUACAGGCUGUGGGGCCAUCUAAUUCAUCCACUACAGUAUCAACAACAAGUGCCACUUUGUCAGGACUUGUUUCUGGUUCCAGGUACAACAUCAGCAUCAUAGCAGUCGCUGCAGACAAUGUAACUUCAUCAGAUGCUGCUUCUGCUACUGGAUAUACAAGACCAGCACCAGUAACUAACUUUGCUGUUGUCAAUGCUACAUCCUCAACAAUAUACUUAUCAUGGAGUGCAGUACCAGGUGACCAGAUUAGUUACAGGAUACAGACUGCAGGGCCUUCUAGUUCAAACAUCACAACAUCUGCAACACGUAUCAGCAUGACAGGACUUGUUUCUGCAUCACAGUACAACUUCAGCAUUUUAGCUGUUGCUGCAGACAAUUCAACAGUUUCAGAUGUAACUUCUGCCACUGGAUACACAUCACCUGGUGAUGUAACCCAACUUUCUGUUGUCAAUGCCACUGCUACAUCUGUGUUUGUGUCAUGGGGAACACCUCCUGGUAAUCAGAUUUCCUACAGAAUACAGAUUACAGGGCCUCCAUCAUCAUCUCUGACAGUCACCACUCCUUAUGUCAGCUUGCCGGGACUGAACCCUGGCAGUGCCUACACCAUCACAAUCACACCUGUAGCUGCAGACAAUGUAACACUGGGAAAUCCAGCCACUUUGUCCAUAUUUACAAAACCAGUACCUGUCACCAGCCUAACUGUCACCUCUUCCUCAACCUCUUCGAUCUCCUUAUCAUGGGGUGCAGUACAAGGCAGCCAGAUUACAUACAGACUACAGGCUGUGGGACCAUCUAAUGCAUCCACUACAGUAUCAACAACAAGUGCCACUUUAUCAGGACUUGUUUCUGGCUCCAAGUACAACAUCAGCAUUGUGGCAGUCGCUGCAGACAACGUAACAUCAUCAGAUGGUGCUUCUGCUGCAGGAUAUACAAGACCAGCACCAGUAACUAACUUUGUUGUUGUCAAUGCUACAUCCUCAACAAUAUACUUAUCAUGGACUGCAGUACCAGGUGACCAGAUUAGUUACAGGAUACAAACUGCAGGGCCUUCUAGUUCAAAUAUCACAACAUCUGCAACACGUAUCAGCAUGACAGGACUUGUUUCUGCAUCACAGUACAACUUCAGCAUUUUAGCUGUUGCUGCAGACAAUUCAACAGUUUCAGAUGUAACUUCCAUCACAGGAUACACAUCACCUGGUGAUGUAACCCAACCAUCCGUUGUCAAUGCCACGGCUACAUCUGUGUUUGUGUCAUGGGGAACACCUCCUGGUAAUCAGAUUUCCUACAGAAUACAGAUUACAGGGCCUCCAUCAUCAUCUCUGACAGUCACCACUCCUUAUGUCAGCUUGUCGGGACUGAACCCUGGCAGUGCCUACAACAUCUCGAUCACACCUGUAGCUGCAGACAAUGUAACACUGGGGAAUCCAGCCACUUUGUCCAUAUUUACAAAACCAGUACCUGUCACCAGCCUAAAUGUCACCUCUGCUACAACCUCUUCCAUCUCCUUAUCAUGGGGUGCAGUACAAGGCAGCCAGAUCACGUACCGACUACAGGCUGUGGGACCAUCUAAUUCAUCCACUACAGUAUCAACCACAAGUACCACUUUGUCAGGACUUGUUUCUGGCUUCAGAUACAGCAUCAGCAUUGUGGCAGUUGCUGCAGACAAUGUAACAUUAUCCGAUGCUGCUUCUGCUACUGGAUAUACAAGACCAGCACCAGUAACUAACUUUGUUGUUGUCAAUGCUACAUCCUCAACAAUAUACUUAUCAUGGACUGCAGUACCUGGUGACCAGAUUAGUUACAGGAUACAGACUGCAGGGCCUUCUAGUUCAAACAUCACAACAUCUGCAACACGUAUCAGCAUGACAGGACUUGUUUCUGCAUCACAGUACAACUUCAGCAUUUUAGCUGUUGCUGCAGACAAUUCAACAGUUUCAGACGUAACUUACGUCACUGGAUACACAUCACCAAGUGAUGUAACGCUACCAACUGUUGUUAAUGCCACGGCUACAUCUGUGUUUGUGUCAUGGGGAACACCUCCUGGUAAUCAGAUUUCCUACAGAAUACAGAUUACAGGGCCUCCAUCAUCAUCUCUGACAGUCACCACUCCUUACGUCAGCUUGUUGGGACUGAACCCUGGCAGUCCCUACACCAUCACGAUCACACCUGUAGCUGCAGACAAUGUAACACUGGGAAAUCCAGCCACUUUGUCCAUAUUUACAAAACCAGUACCUGUCACCAGCCUAACUGUCACCUCUGCUACAACCUCUUUGAUCUCCUUAUCAUGGGGUGCAGUACAAGGCAGCCAGAUUACAUACAGACUACAGGCUGUGGGGCCAUCUAAUUCAUCCACUACAGUAUCAACAACAAGCACCAGUUUGUCAGGACUUGUUUCUGGUUCCAGGUAUAACAUCAGCAUCAUAGCAAUUGCUGCAGACAACGUAACAUCGUCAGAUGCUACUUCUGCUACUGGAUAUACAAGACCAGCACCAGUAACUAACUUUGUUGUGGUCAAUGCUACAUCCUCAACAAUAUACUUAUCAUGGAGUGCAGUACCAGGUGACCAGAUUAGUUACAGGAUACAGACUGCAGGGCCUUCUAGUUCCAAUAUUACAACAUUUGCAACACGUAUCAGCAUGACAGGACUUGUUUCUGCAUCACAGUACAACUUCAGCAUUUUAGCUGUUGCUGCAGACAAUUCAACAGUUUCAGAUGUAACUUCUGUCACUGGAUACACAUCACCUAGUGAUGUAACCCGACCAUCUGUUGUCAAUGCCACGACUACAUCUGUGUUUGUAUCAUGGGGAACACCUCCUGGUAAUCAGAUUUCCUACAGAAUACAGAUUACAGGUCCUCCAUCAUCAUCUUUGACAGUCACCACUUCUUAUGUCAGCUUGUCUGGACUGAACCCUAGCAGUGCCUACAUCAUCACGAUCACACCUGUAGCUGCAGACAAUGUAACACUGGGGAAUCCAGCCACCUUGUCCAUAUUUACAAAACCAGUACCUGUCACCAGCCUAAAUGUCACCUCUACUACAACCUCUUCGAUCUCCUUAUCAUGGGGUGCAGUACAAGGCAGCCAGAUUACAUACAGACUACAGGGUGUGGGACCAUCUAAUUCAUCCACUACAGUAUCAACAACAAGUACCACUUUAUUAGGACUUGUUUCUGGCUCCAAGUACAACAUCAGCAUCAUAGCAGUCGCUGCAGAUAACAUAACAUCGUCAGAUGCUGCUUCUGCUACUGGAUAUACAAGACCAGCACCAGUAACUAACUUUGUUGUUGUCAAUGCUACAUCCUCAACAAUAUACUUAUCAUGGACUGCAGUACCAGGUGACCAGAUUAGUUACAGGAUACAGACUGCAGGGCCUACUAGUUCAAAUAUCACAACAUCUGCAACACGUAUCAGCAUGACAGGACUUGUUUCUGCAUCACAGUACAACUUCAGCAUUUUAGCUGUUGCUGCAGACAAUUCAACAGUUUCAGAUGUAACUUCCAUCACUGGAUACACAUCACCUGGUGAUGUAACCCAACCAUCUGUUGUCAAUGCCACGACUACAUCUGUAUUUGUAUCAUGGGGAACACCUCCUGGUAAUCAGAUUUCCUACAGAAUACAGGUUACAGGGCCUCCACCAUCAUCUCUGACAGUCACCACUCCUUAUGUCAGCUUGUUGGGACUGAACCCUGGCAGUACCUACACCAUUACUAUCACACCUGUAGCUGCAGACAAUGUAACACUGGGAAAUCCAGCCACUUUAUCCAUAUUUACAAAACCAGUACCUGUCACCAGCCUAACUGUCACCUCUGCUACAACAUCUUCGAUCUCCUUAUCAUGGGGUGCAGUACAAGGCAUCCAGAUUACAUACAGACUACAGGCUCUGGGACCAUCUAAUUCAUCCACUACAGUAUCGGCAACAAGUACCACUUUGUCAGGACUUGUUUCUGGUUCCAGGUACAACAUCAGCAUUGUGGCAGUCGCUGCAGACAACGUAACAUCAUCAGAUGCUGCUUCUGCUACAGGAUAUACAAGACCAGCACCAGUAACUAACUUUGUUGUUGUCAAUGCUACAUCCUCAACAAUAUACUUAUCAUGGAGUGCAGUACCAGGUGACCAGAUUAGUUACAGGAUACAGACUGCAGGGCCUUCUAGUUCAAACAUCACAACAUCUGCAACACGUAUCAGCAUGACAGGACUUGUUUCUGCAUCACAGUACAACUUCAGCAUUUUAGCUGUUGCUGCAGACAAUUCAACAGUUUCAGAUGUAACUUCUGCCACUGGAUACACAUCACCUGGUGAUAUAACCCAACCUUCUGUUGUUAAUGCCACGGCUACAUCUGUGUUUGUAUCAUGGGGAACACCUCCUGGUAAUCAGAUUUCCUACAGAAUACAGGUUACAGGGCCUCCAUCAUCAUCUCUGACAGUCACCACUACUUAUGUCAGCUUGUCGGGACUGAAUCCUGCCAGUGCCUACACCAUCACGAUCACUCCUGUAGCUGCAGACAAUGUAACACUGGGGAAUCCAGCCACCUUGUCCAUAUUUACAAAACCGGUACCUGUCAUCAGCCUAACUGUCACCUCUGCUACAACCUCUUCGAUCUCCUUAUCAUGGGGUGCAGUACAAGGCAGCCAGAUUACGUAUAGACUACAGGCUGUGGGACCGUCUAAUGCAUCCACUACAGUAUCAACAACAAGUGCCACUUUGUCAGGACUUGUUUCUGGUUCCAGGUACAACAUCAGCAUCGUGGCAGUAGCUGCAGACAAUGUAACAUCGUCAGAUGCUGCUUCUGCUAGUGGAUACACAAGACCGGCACCGGUAACUAACUUUGUUGUUGUCAAUGCUACAUCCUCAACAAUAUACUUAUCAUGGACUGCAGUGCCAGGUGACCAAAUUAGUUAUAGGAUACAGACUGCAGGGCCUUCUAGUUCCAAUAUCACAACAUCUGCAACACGUAUCAGCAUGACAGGACUUGUUUCUGCAUCACAGUACAACUUCAGCAUUUUAGCUGUUGCUGCAGACAGUUCAACAGUUUCAGAUGUAUCUUCCGUCACUGGAUAUACAUCACCUGGCAAUAUAACUCAACCAACUGUUAUCAAUGCCACAGCUACAUCUGUGUUUGUGUCAUGGGGAACACCUCCUGGUAAUCAGAUUUCCUACAGAAUACAGAUUACAGGGCCUCCAUCAUCAUCUCUGACAGUGGCCACUCCUUAUGUCAGCUUGUCAGGACUGAACCCUGGUAGUGCCUACACCAUCACGAUCACUCCUGUAGCUGCAGACAAUGUAACACUGGGGAAUCCAGUCAUGUUGUCCAUAUUUACAAAACCCACAUCUGUGACUAAUUUUACGGUUGUCGGUGUUACAACCUCCUCAGCAUCCUUAUCCUGGACUGCAUCCCAAGGAAGUCAGAUUACCUACAGGGUACAGGUGACAGGACCUACCAGUUCAAACUUUGUAGUAUCUGCACCAAGUGUCAAUGUCACAGGACUGACUGCUGGGUCACAGUACACCUUCAUUGUUACAGCAGUAGCUGCAGACAAUGCAACCACUUCAGAUGUAGUGUCUGUCUCUGGGUAUACAAAACCAACAGCAGUGAGCAACCUUGCAGUUGUCAGUGUGACAGACUCCUCGGCAUCCCUAUCCUGGAAUGCAUCCCAAGGAAAUCAGAUUACCUACAGGGUACAGGCUACAGGGCCUUCCAGUUCAAGCCUUACAGUACUAAUGCCAAACACAACUGUGACAGGACUUGUUUCUGGGUCACAGUACAGCUUCAGAGUUUCAGCAGUAGCUGCAGACAAUGUAACAACAUCAGAUGUAACAUCUGUUUCUGGCUAUACAAAACCAGUGCCAGUAACUAAUUCUGUAGUUGUCAGUGUUACAUCGUCUUCAGCAUACAUAUCCUGGAAUGCAGCACAAGGAAGUCAGAUCACAUACCGAAUACAGACUACAGGACCUACCAGUUCAACCUUUAUUGUAUCAGCAUCAAGUGUUAAUCUCACAGGACUUGUUUCUGGAGCAACAUACAGAUUCAGCAUCACAGCAGUAGCUGCAGACAAUGUAACCGCUUCAGAUGCAGUAACUCUCUCUGGAUCUACAAAACCAACACCAGUGACUAACUUUACAAUUGUCACUGUUACUACCACAUCAGCAUCCUUAUCCUGGAAUGCAUCACAAGGAAGUCAGAUUACAUACAGAGUACAGGCUACAGGAUCUACAUUAAGCCUUACAGUGUCAACACCAAGUGCCACUAUUAUAGGACUUGCUGCUGGGUCACUGUACACCUUCACUGUUACAGCAUUAGCUUCAGACAAUGUAACAGCAGCAGAUGCAGUAUCUGUCUCUGGGUAUACAAAGCCAACACCAGUGAUUAAUGUUGUAGUUAUCAGUGUUACAACAUCCUCAGCAUCAUUAUCCUGGAAUACAUCACAAGGAAGUCAGAUCACAUACAGAGUACAGGUGACAGGACCUACCAGUUCAAACCUUGUAGUAUCUGCACCAAGUGUCAAUGUCACAGGACUGACUGCUGGGUCACAGUACAACUUCAGCCUUACAGCAGUAGCUGCAGACAAUGCAACAAUCUCUGAUAUAACAUCCAUCGUUAGAUACACAAUACCUGCAGCUGCUAAGAAUCUUGUCGCUUCAGCAGCUGGUACAAAUGCUGCUCAUCUGACAUGGUCAGUCCCAGAUGGAAACUAUGCCUCCUUUUUCGUGCAGGUUGUUGGGCCAGUAAAUCAGACAGUCAGCACUGCAAACACAUCUGCUGAUAUUUAUGGCUUGAAGGUGAAAACUAAUUAUACACUCUUAGUAUAUUGUGUGGCUGCAGACAAUACGACCAGAGGACUUCCUGAAACUACUUUCCUGAACAUACCUGCCCCAAGUAAUUGGUGUGCAUUUCAAGAUCCACCUUUGUGCUGUUCUGGCUCGUCCCUUACAUGCCAUCCAGAAAGUGCAUCCUGCUAUUGUGAUGAAGAAUGUCAGUUUUUUGGUGACUGCUGUGAGGACCAUGAAAUGACAUGCCAUAACAUUUAAUACUACAGAAAACAAGGCUAAAAAAGACUGAACUCUGCUUGGAUAAUUCAUCACUAUGAGGAAGAAUUUCAGCUGGUGUUACUAACUUACAAGCAAGAAUAAAUCAGAAGUGCUAAACCUCUUUAUUACAAUUUCAAUGAAGUCACAAGGCUCUACUUUAUGAAAUGAAUCAAAAUCUUUAUAAUUCUUUAUUUUCAUAAAAUGUUCAUUGCUAUUUAUACCUAAGCUGUUUUUUUUUUCUUAUCAGAAUAUGUACAGCUGCUUAAAUGUUUCUUUGCUGUUCUUAUCAUGUUUAUCAUUAUAAAAUAAAAUACAGAUG